AAUGACCGAUGUCGAAUAGCUUUUGAACCAAUACUUUACUACUAUCAAUCUAAUGGUAAAUUGAGGAGACCAAUGAAUGUACCUUUGGACAUUUUCCUGGAAGAGAUUCGCUUCUAUCAAUUGGGUUCUUUGGCAAUUGACAAGUUUAAAGCUGAGGAAGGUUUUGCUCCUCGAAGUAAAGAAGCGCCUUUACCUAAAGGUGAUUUUCAGCGAAAACUGUGGCUUCUCUUUGAACAUCCAGAGUCAUCGCAAGGAGCUCGAGUUGUGGCAAUUAUUUCGGUUAUUGUAAUUAUUGUUUCCAUUGUAAUCUUUUGCCUUGAAACUCUUCCACAAUUUAAACAUUACAAAAUAUUUAAAAUUGGUAAUUACACCAAAGUAUGGGAAGACGAUUCUCCAGCAAUGACAGAACCUUUCUUUAUCAUUGAAUCUUUCUGUAUAAUCUGGUUUUGCCUGGAACUUCUCAUUCGACUCUGUACUUGUCCAUCCAAAGCUAAAUUUUUAAAGGUAAUCCUCUCUUCUGUUACUAUGUACCAACAUUACCAAGGAAUCUAGGAAUGGGGAAUGUAUUAUAAAGAAAUCGAACUGGAUAUGGAUAAACAUUUGAAACACACAAAGUCAGUGAACCUUGCGAAGCUUCAACUCACGCUGGUGGUCUUUUCGCCAUUGCCAAAGAUUAUUUUCUAGAGCUUGGAACUUAUGAUCCUGGUUUACUUGUGUGGGGUGGAGAAAAUUUUGAACUCUCUCUCAAGGUUUGGCAAUGUGGGGGCAACCUUUUGUGGGUCCCUUGUUCUCGAGUUGGUCAUGUUUACCGACCUUUCAUGCCUUACUCAUUUGGAUCUUUAGCAAAUAAACGGAAAGGUCCUCUCAUCAUUACCAAUUACAAGAGAGUCAUUGAAGUUUGGUGGGAUCAACAAUUUAAAGACUAUUUCUACACUCGUGAACCUUUGGCUACAUUUUAUGAUCCAGGAGAUUUUUCUGCCCAGUUGGCAA
This is a messenger RNA of Tetranychus urticae (two-spotted spider mite), 990 nucleotides long. The record is from RefSeq and is a predicted model, not a curated record. Lineage: Eukaryota; Metazoa; Arthropoda; Arachnida; Trombidiformes; Tetranychidae.